Alternaria alternata is the source of this 1452-nucleotide messenger RNA. Its product is annotated as hexokinase. Gene Ontology annotation, molecular function: fructokinase activity; glucokinase activity; D-glucose binding. Lineage: Eukaryota; Fungi; Ascomycota; Dothideomycetes; Pleosporales; Pleosporaceae. Gene Ontology annotation, cellular component: cytosol; mitochondrion. The record is from RefSeq and is a predicted model, not a curated record. Bases 1 to 1452 code for a protein of 483 amino acids. Gene Ontology annotation, biological process: glucose 6-phosphate metabolic process; glycolytic process; intracellular glucose homeostasis. The transcript has 2 exons.
AUGGCGGACAUGCCCAAGGAUCUGAAGGAGCAGAUCGACAAGCUGGAAGACAUGUUUGUCGUUCCCACAGACAAGCUGAAGAAGAUUUCGGAUCACUUCGUCGGCGAACUCGAGAAGGGCUUGUCGGAACAGGGCGGAAGCAUUCCCAUGAUUCCCACCUGGUGUAUGGCCUUCCCCGAUGGCAACGAAACCGGCAGCUACCUCGCCCUCGACAUGGGCGGUACCAACCUGCGUGUCUGCGAGGUUACCCUGACAGAAGAGAAGGGCGAGUUCGAGAUCAUACAAUCAAAGUACCGCAUGCCCGAAGAGUUGAAGACCGGAACCGCCGACGAGCUCUGGGGCUACGUCGCCGACUGUCUUCAGCAGUUCAUCGAAUACCACCACGAAAACGAGCAGCUCGACCAUCUGCCCCUCGGUUUCACCUUCUCAUACCCCGUCUCGCAAGACGCCAUCGACCACGGAGUUCUCCAGCGGUGGACCAAGGGCUUCGAUGUAGCCGGCAUGGAGGGUGUCGACGUCGUACCAGGCUUCAAGGCCGCUCUCGAAGAGCGUGGUGUACCCAUCAAGCUUGCCGCUCUGGUCAACGACACGACCGGUACCAUGAUCGCUUCUGCCUACACCAACACGAGCAUCAAGAUUGGCUGCAUUUUCGGUACCGGCUGCAACGCUGCCUACAUGGAGGAGUGUGGCGCCAUCCCCAAGUUGAAGCACAUGAACCUUGACCCCAAGCUGCCCAUGGCCAUCAACUGCGAGUGGGGAGCCUUUGACAACGAGCACCAGGUCCUCCCAAGGACAAAGUACGAUGUCAUUGUUGACAAGGAGUCACCACGACCUGGUCAGCAAUCUUUCGAGAAGAUGGUCGCUGGUUUGUACCUUGGCGAGAUCUUCCGUUUGGUUCUCCAGGAUCUACACAAGGGUAACGAAUGCCACAUGUUCGAAGGCCAAAACGCUAGCAAGCUCGACAAGCCUUACUCGCUUGACGCAGGUUUCCUGUCUUCAAUUGAGGAGGACAGAUUCGAGAACUUGCAAGACACACACGAUCUCUUCCAGGAGAAGCUCGGCCUCGAUUGCACCAAGCCCGAACUUGAGCUCAUCCGCCGCCUCGCCGAACUCAUCGGUACGCGUGCUGCCCGUCUUACCGCAUGCGGUGUCUCCGCCAUCUGCAAGCACAAGAAGUGGGAUGAAGUUCACGUCGGUGCUGAUGGCUCUGUCUUCACAAAGUACCCACACUUCAAGGUCCGCCAAGCUCAGGCGCUCAAGGAAAUUAUGGGCUGGCCGAACAAGUAUGGCAAGGGCAAGGGCGACCCUGUCGAGGUCCUCCCCGCUGAGGACGGUUCUGGUGUCGGUGCCGCCCUCAUCGCCGCGCUUACUGUUAAGCGCGUGCAGCAGGGUCAGUUGGCUGGAAUCAGAGACGCCGACACUCUUUUGUCCAUGGUCCCAAAGAAGAAGUAG